Molecule: messenger RNA, 2856 nt
Organism: Strongyloides ratti
Lineage: Eukaryota; Metazoa; Nematoda; Chromadorea; Rhabditida; Strongyloididae
Product: Metabotropic glutamate receptor 3
Exons: 4
Coding region: 1-2856 (951 amino acids)
Biological process (GO): regulation of synaptic transmission, glutamatergic; G protein-coupled glutamate receptor signaling pathway
Cellular component (GO): membrane
Molecular function (GO): group II metabotropic glutamate receptor activity
Source: RefSeq, a predicted model, not a curated record
AUGUUUGCUUUAUUGGCAUUGGCAACACAAAUUAUAUCCAAUUUACAAGGAUAUACAGAUUUUUAUAAUGAUUCAAUUGUACCACCUUUAUCUAAUAAUCGUCAUCCAGGAAUAAGACAAAUUCUUAUUGAUGGUGAUAUAAUUUUAGGUGGUGUUUUUCCAGUUCAUGGAAAAUCAUCAUCAGAAAAUUAUCCAUGUGGUGAUAUAUACGAAACAAGAGGUAUACAUAGAGUUGAAGCAAUGUUAUAUGCAAUUGAUAUGAUUAAUAACCAGGCAGAUUUUUUAAGAGGCUAUAAAUUAGGAGCUCAUAUUGUAGAUUCAUGUUCAAAUCCUGCUUUUGCACUUAAUCAAAGUCUUGAUUUUGUUAGAGAAAUGAUUGGUGGAAUUGAAACAAAUGAAUAUGAAUGUGGCGAUGGUAGUACACCAAUUAUAACUAAACCACAUAAAAAAAAUGUUGCUGCUGUUGUUGGUGGAAGUUAUAGUUCUGUAACAGUACAAGUUGCUAAUCUACUUAGAUUAUUUAAAAUAGUACAAGUUUCUCCUGCUUCAACAAAUGCUGAUUUAAGUGAUAAAUCAAGAUUUGAAUUUUUUGCAAGAACUGUACCAAGUGAUACAUAUCAAGUUAGAGCAAUGAUAGAUAUAGCACUUCAUUUUAAUUGGACAUUUCUUUCAUUAGUCUAUUCAGCUGAUGAAUACGGUGAAUUAGGAGCAGGUGCAUUUAAAAAAGAAGCAAGAAAAGCUAAUAUAUGUAUUGCUAUUGAAGAAAGAAUAAGAAUUAAAAAAGAAUCAAUAAAAGAUUCUGUUGAUAAUUUAAUAAUAAAAUUAGAACCAGAUAAAGUUGUUGGUGCAUCUGUUGUUGUAUUAUUUGUAGGAACAGAAUAUAUUCCAAUAUUAAUGGCUGAAGUAUCAGCUAAAAUGGGAAUAAAUCAAGAUAAUUAUAAUGCAAAAAAAAAAAUUAUAUGGCUUGCAAGUGAAGGUUGGGAUAGGAAUAGUGAAUCAUAUACUGCUGGACAUAGAAAAUGGGCUGCACAUAGUGCUAUUGUUUUAAUGCUUGAAUCACAAAGAAUACCAUCAUUUGAAAAGUAUUAUCUUUCAUUACAUCCUGGAACUAAAAAAUUUGAAAGAAACAAAUGGUUAAGAGAAUUAUGGCGUCAUAAAUUUACUUGUGAAUUUGAUCUUCCACCUGGUGAUAAACGUGAAAGAUGUGAAAAUAAAAGGCAAACAGCUGAACAUUUUAGUCCAGAUGAUAAAAUUCAAUUUGUUAUUGAAGCAGUAUAUGCAAUAGCACAUGGAUUAAAAAAAAUGAAAGAAAGAUAUUGUGCAAAUGAUACUGUUGAAAAUACAUGGAUUAAUAGAUAUUCAAAAAAUCCAGAAUUAUGUUUAGCAUUAAGACAUAUUGAUGGUCAAGAUUUUUAUAAAAAUUAUCUUUUAAAAUUAGAAUUUAAUGAUUUAGUUGGUAAAAAAGUACAUUUUACUAAAGAAGGUGAUGGUCCAGCACAAUAUACAAUACUUAAUUAUCAACCAAGUAAUGAUAGAAAUGUUGAAUCUGAUAGAGAUGAUUAUGUUGAAGUUGGAAGAUGGGCUGAAGGUAAAUUAGAAAUACAUGAAGAAAAAAUGUUUUGGAAUAAAAAAGAAAAUAGUAUAAAUGAAGAAUAUAUUAUACCUAUAUCACAAUGUAGUAUGCCAUGUCCAGUUGGUCAUAAAAAACAACUUAUAAAACAUGAUGAAAUAUGUUGUUGGGCAUGUAGUAAAUGUGAAGAUCAUGAAUAUUUAAGUGAUGAAGCAACAUGUACAGAUUGUGGAUUAGGACGUUGGCCAAAAGAAAAUAGAUUAGAAUGUUAUGAAAUUGCAAAUGUUGAAUUAAAAUAUAUGAGAUGGAAUACAUGGUAUACAAUUGGACCUGUAAUUAUAUCAUGUAUAGGAAUAAUAUGUACAAUAUUUGUUAUUAUUUGUUAUCUUAUAUUUAGUGAAACUCCUGUUGUUAAAGCAUCAGGACGUGAAUUAAGUUAUAUACUUUUAUUUUCAUUUAUACUUUGUUAUUGUAUGACGUUUGUUCUUGUUUCAAUGCCAUCACCAUUUAUAUGUGCUUUAAAAAGGACAGGAAUUGGAUUUGCAUUUUCAUGUCUAUAUUCAGCAAUGCUUGUUAAAACAAAUAGAAUAUAUAGAAUAUUUUCAAUGGCUACUAUGUCAGCUCAAAGACCACGUUUUAUUUCACCUAUAUCACAAGUUAUAAUUACAUGUAUAUUAGCUGGAUUACAAUUAACAGGAAGUUUGAUAUGGCUUUUAUGGGUUCGACCUGGAACAAAACAUUAUUACCCAACAAGAGAUCAAGUAAUAUUAAGUUGUAAUGUUCCAGAACAUCAUUUUCUUUAUUCAUUAACUUAUGAUGCUGCUCUUCUUGUUAUGUGUACUGUUUAUGCAGUUAAAACAAGAAAAGUUCCAGAAAAUUUUAAUGAAACAAAAUUUAUUGGAUUUAGUAUGUAUACAACAUGUGUUAUAUGGAUAAGUUGGAUAUUUUUUUAUUUUGGUACAGGUGGAAAUUUUCAAGUACAAACUACAUCUUUAUGCGUUUCCAUAUCAAUGUCAGCAAAUGUAUGUCUAGUCUGUAUAUUUUCACCAAAACUUUGGGUAAUCUUUUUUGAAAGUGGUCGUGAUAACAACGGCAAACAAGAACGAGAUUAUAUAUUUAAAGGACAAAAUACAUUAAAAUAUCGAUCAAAUGUCGAUGACUUUAGUAGUGAUGUUCCAAACGCAUCAACAGCACUUUUGGGGAAGACAACAAAACGAGGAUCUAGAAAUAGUUCAUGUAGGCCCAGUUCAAGUAUAACUAGUAGUGCGCAAGAUACUUAUCUUUAA